Messenger RNA from Xyrichtys novacula (pearly razorfish), 5118 nucleotides. Lineage: Eukaryota; Metazoa; Chordata; Actinopteri; Labriformes; Labridae. The record is from the annotation of a GenBank genome assembly.
AUGAAUACCAGUAGGAACUGCACCGCACUCGGGAAUGGAGAGGGUCUGGCUGCCCUGGAGUCUGUCUCCAUCGUGACCAUCACGCUCCUGGCCUGCCUUGGGAAUCUCUUGAUCGUGGUGACCCUCUAUCGGCGGCCGUACUUACUCACACCCAGCAACAAGUUUGUGUUCAGCCUUACCCUCUCCAACCUGCUGCUGUCAAUGCUGGUGCUGCCAUUUGUGGCCGUGAGCUCGGCAAAGAGAGAGUGGGUGUUUGGGGUGGUGUGGUGUAACUUUACUGCCCUGCUCUACCUGCUCAUCAGCUCUGCCAGCAUGCUCACCCUGGGGGCUAUUGCCAUCGACAGGUAAGUGCUUGAUUAUGAUCACAACAAUAUUGGAAAACUAUUCUGUUCAAUUUCUUUGCAUUGUAUUUUGUGUAUUUGCAUUUUUACAUUUGUAUACCUACAAAAGGGUUAGAAAAAUCCAGUAUCAACACUGUUUUGCCUCUGCUAUUGGUCUCCACAAACUUCCGAGUGACGAAUUUGGGUUUUAAGUUGAUUAAUGUUUGAGCGAGCCCAAUGACAAGUCACUAAUUUUGUCAGUCUGCUCUUAUAAAGGAGGAGUCAAAGUGUCUGAAUGUGUCUGUGGGCCGUAACACCAAAACAAUAAGCUAAGCGAUACUUGUUGGGCUGGGGAAACUUAAGGGCUAUGUGAUAUUUUCCCUUGUAUCAUCACAGGACACCUUUUCAUAGAACAUUAACUAUAAGAAACCUUAAAACAAAAUUUCACUGCAGCAGUAACCUCACAGUUGCAGUUGUUCACACCCCUGAAGCAAAGCACCAAAAUACCAGAACCACUGAUGUUAAUCACAGGCAAGUGGUAUGGGAUCGCGGUUGUUAGGCACGGCAUUGCUGAAAAGGAGGUCCUUAAAUUAUCAUGAUUGUUCCGUAGUCAUACAACAGCUCAUGAACCAGAAAAAGUACCUAUUGAUCUACGCAUCCAAGAUACUUGGAUCUAUAGAAACACAGAGAUAUCAGUGAAUGGAUGUUUGUUAAUUUCUACAGUAGUAGUUUGACUGUUUGGCACUGAAGCAUAAACAACAGUGGUCUGAUAGCAGCAAAAAUAAGGGUAUACUCUGAUGGCAAAAUGUCAACAGUUUGUGUGAUACAAAUAUUUUACAUCAAAAUACCCAUCACUGUAACUAUUACUUGUUGAUUUGACAACUCCAAGCCCAUAACUCUAACAAGUUAAGGUUAGUGGAACAGCGCCACUUUCCUGAACAGUUGUCUCCUAGGAUACAGCAAGUAAAACCAGACCUCAUUUCCUCUGUUAGAUCAGAUUUGUAUCACUAAGUUUCUCUGUUUUAUCAGAAAUGAGUGGAGUUAUAUUAAUAUUUACUUACCCUGAUAAAUUUGUGCACCUGAUUUCUUCAAACCUAGCAUGAGAUUGAGUCAUUUUUGUUUGCUCUCUGGCUUCAAUUGAAAUAUAUUCAGUUUGACAAACUUGCAAAGUUCUUGGUGUGUUUCCCUUUAAGGUCAGUAUGCAGCCUUGUAAAUACAAUUUGUUCACCAAUCCAACCGAGAGAUUUUCCCAGCUCAAGUAUGAAGCAUUAGACAGGCUCUCGCAAAGUAACCUUGAAUGUUUACCGACAUGAAUGCACUGUUCAUGUGCUGCAGGGGCCGGGAUUAUUUCCCAUUGAUUCCUAUUUUUAGAACUAAUCCUUCACAGAUACAGCUAAUCCAGCAAACUGAACUUUGCCUUUUAAGUCAAAGAAUGUUUGUGCUUUGUUUGAGGUUACCAGAUAUUACCUGGUGGUGGAGAACUACUGUGUGGUAUGUCAGCACAGUUGAUUUUAGUCGGACCAGUCAUGACAAAAAAAUAAACAUUGUUUUCAUUCUGAGGGUUGUCAAUUCUGCCGAACUAAAAAUUCAACAAGGUCUCUUUUGCUCCGGGUAAACUUUGAAUGAGGACCUGCACUUAUUGGUGGAACAAAAUCACCCAACAAAUGAAUCAGUGGUAGAAAUAUUGGUGAUUGCAGCAAGUUCAGUUGAGGACUUUAAGUGGUUAGAUCUGACGUUAAAUGCUCUAUCAUGUUUUUCCAGUUGUUGGUGUCCACAAAGGUCUGUUAAUGUUAGCAGCUGAGAUCUACAGUAAUGUGCUGUGAAGCAUACAGUCUUCUCUGUUCUCGCUGCUCUUCUAAUUACCUCAGCACCUUAUGGGACUUCUGAUUACAGUACGUGUUUUUGUUCUCCGGCCAAGCCACUCAUUUUCUGCUCUGUUUGCAGUUUUUCACUUCCCAGCUUUGUUCAGGAGGAUAAAGUGCAGCUUCUGGCUCCUGUAUCACUCGCUCAAAUCGGAGCCGUCUCUGUGGUGCUUGGACCUAAAGGUCUCCUCUGGGAUCUCUGUGGAGUUUUCUUUCUGUAGAGUCCCUCACGCCUCACUCUUUUUCUCUUGCAGGUACUACGCUGUGCUUUACCCGAUGAUCUACCCGAUGAAGAUCACAGGAAACCGGGCAGUCGUCGUCAUCGCCUAUGUGUGGUUACACUCCCUGCUGGGCUGUCUGCCUCCUCUUUUCGGCUGGUCGUCCUUCGAGUUUGACUGCUUUAAGUGGACAUGUGUGGCAUCCUGGCACAGGGAGCCCAGCUACACCGUCUUCUGGGUCACCUGGUGCACCCUUCCCCCAUUUGUCAUCAUGCUGGCCUGCUACGGGGUCAUUUUCCGAGUUGCCCGCAUGAAAGCCCGGAAAGUUCACUGCGGGACAGUAGUCGUGGCCCAAGACGACUCCAAUGGAGCCCAGAGAAACGGACGCAAAAACUCCAGCACAUCAACUUCCUCCAAUGGUAGCAGACGGAGCCUGGUGUACGCAGGAAGUCAGUGCAAAGCCUUCGUCACCAUCUUAGUGGUGAUUGGCACUUUCCUCGUCACCUGGGGGCCGUAUGUUGGGGUGGUUUGCACAGAGGCUUUGUGGGGACAGGGGAGUGUGUCUCAGGGAUUGGAGACUCUGGUGGCAUGGCUGUCUUUCUGCAGCGCCGUGUGCCACCCACUCAUCUACGGUCUGUGGAAUAAAACGGUGAGGAAGGAGCUGCUGGGGAUGUGUUUUGGGGAUCGCUAUUACAGAGAGUCGUUUGCUACGCGACAAAGGACUUCCCGCCUCUUUAGCAUCUCAAACAGAAUCACAGGUGAGAGAGCAGCAGUGACUUAAUGUUACAGAUCACUUCAACAUUGUUUACAUCAUUUGGCUAAUGAAUGUAGAAUGAGUAUGUAUACGUAAACGCAAAUGUAUAGUUCUGCAUACAGUGUUUUUACACAUAGACAUGACUGUUUUGGCUCAUGAAAGUGGGUCAAUAUAAAUCUAAAUCAAACUUUUUGUGUAAACUGUAAAAAGAAUCAAAUAUAGGUAGGUUGAAUGCAUUUGUUUUACAGGUAUGGUCUGUUUAUCUUCAGAUUCUUAAGUUGCCAUGAUUUCAUAUGUUGUAUGAAUGCUUCCCCGUGUCCCUUCAGAUCUGGGUAUGUCCCCACAUUUGACAGCCAUGCUGGCUGGUGGAGGUCACCUGCUGGCCCCAGGGAGCAGCACAGGAGACACAGGCUUCAGUUUCACUCAGGACUCAUGUAAGUGUCGCACACAGGAAGCCUACAAAAUGAGGGGAAGUGUGUCCUCAAAGUGUUUACUAAAUCUAAAAUCAUACUUAUUGCCUCAAUACACCGUCAAAUCAAAGAUCGAGUAUGUCGGCUACAACCAAUGUAAAAAACAUUUCUCAUUAUAUUUCUCUUUUUUAUGUUCAUUUAAUUAUCAUUUGCUUCAUGAAUUGUGGAAAAAAAAGGGUGAAAAUGUCCAUCACAAAAUAGUUACAGUAAAGGAAUUUGUGCUUCUUCUUUAAAUAUGUUUCAUCAAACUAAAAAUUUAAAAUCCAAGUAUUUAGUUUGAAAUGAAAAAACGUUUGAGAACCUGUAAAAGCUGCCAUCUGACCUGAAAGAAAGGUGUAACAGUAUUUUACCUCUAAUUUGUUUGUUUAUUUGACACUAUAAAAAUACACACACGACACUACCUCAAUUAUGUUUGCAUUUCACAAAUUAAAAAACAAUAAAUUGACGGACAAAAAAUAGAGCAAAAUACAAUAAUACAGUUAAAACAGAGCUUAACGAAGAACAGAGAAUCUAAUGGACUUGAUUAGUUUGCUGUUAAUUGAAGUAUCAACUGAGAAUUUAUCCAUGUAUUUGGAACUACCACGAAUUAGCAGGACUUUUUACAUCGGCAGUUGUUUCCUGUUUUUUUUGGCACGUGAUUGUUUGACCUGAGUUUGAACAUUAGACAGAGCUGAAGUGACUCAUGGUACAUGUAACCAUGAGGUUUGAAAGGCUGACAGAUGGUCCUAACCGACUCUGUUGCCUCAUACUCCCUCAGCGUAACAGUCAGUCUCACAUUCCUGAAUCACAGCUCAUGUUUUUAGCUCAGGAUGACACAAGAGGGGGCAAGUGUUGUCAAGUGUAUCACAAACCGUGUGUUCAAAUGUCCGAUUGAGAUGAUCCUGUUUGUGAAUUAAGUAUCUAUGAACUUAAUUUUUCGACUUCUUGUGUGUCCACUGCAGGCACAGAUGUGAUGCUGCUGGAUAACUUCUCCACAGACGGCUGCUCUCAUUCACAGCUCAGCGGGGCCCUGUCUGCGAAGAGGAGGAGCUCGGUCACCUUUGAAGACCAGGUGGAGCACUCCAAAGGUAUUUGUUGUUCCCCAGCUCCAGGAAAGAUUAAAGACCAGGGUGUUUACCUCGUACUCGCGGUGGUUUUGUGGUCAGCAAACUACUUAUCUAAACACAAGGUUUGUUUGCCUCCAAAUGAUCCAGUAUUUGUCUUUCUUCCUCAGCUGAAAACACCAAUAUGUCCUCGGUUCAAGUCCACGCAGAGGUACACAAAUCUCUGGACACCUUUGCUACUUGUCUGGCUAAAGCCAUUGAGAGUGACGCAAAGCUCACCAUGUUUGGAGAGGGUCUGACUUUACCGGGGGGACUGUUUACAACCAGGUCAGCGCCAAGGCCCAGGUACCUGGACGGUCAGAGACUGAGGCUGGAGAGUAUUGAUGAAGGUAUCGUUAAAGACGACAGAGAUGAAGAAGAAGAACAGGAUGUGGAGGAGAAACCGGCCUGA